Opisthocomus hoazin is the source of this 804-nucleotide messenger RNA. NCBI's taxonomy places the organism in Eukaryota, Metazoa, Chordata, Aves, Opisthocomiformes, Opisthocomidae. The record is from RefSeq and is a predicted model, not a curated record.
GCCUCUGGCCCAAGCCAUGAGUGAUGCCGAAGUGAAUCCCAAAGCUUACCCCCUGGCUGAUGCGCAGCUCACCAAAACGCUGCUGGACCUUGUGCAGCAAUCCUGCAACUAUAAGCAGCUACGCAAGGGAGCCAAUGAAGCCACCAAAACACUGAACCGAGGGAUAGCGGAGUUCAUUGUGAUGGCGGCAGAUGCAGAGCCCUUGGAGAUCAUCCUGCACCUCCCUCUUCUCUGCGAGGACAAGAACGUACCUUACGUGUUUGUGCGCUCCAAGCAAGCCCUGGGCCGGGCCUGUGGUGUUUCCCGGCCGGUCAUCGCCUGCUCCAUCACCAUCAAGGAGGGAUCACAGCUAAAGCCUCAGAUCCAGUCUGUCCAGCAAGCUAUAGAAAGACUGUUGGUCUAACUGCCCAUGAGUUUAAGUGUCUGUGGAAUAGGAAGGUUGCAGUCAGGGGAAUUAAUGUCUAGCUUCAGUUGAGAUGAUAAUUUUGAUAUCAGUGUUUCAUUUCAAACCACCACAUUUUUGUUUAAUAAUGGCUUAAUUCUAGUGUUUCUGCCUCUCCUUCCCCCUCUUCUGUAUUACUCCACUCCAACACAUUCAUUCUCAUUGUAUUACUUCUUCAAAAGUGAUUGUACAACUGUAUUUCCUGUUUGAUGUUUAAAAAAAAAAUCUACCCUGCCCUUAUCUCCAUGUCUGCUUGCUUAGGGCUUUUUUUAACCCCCCUGUUAGCUUCCUCUGUGUUUUGCAGUAUUUCUGCUAAGCUUCAGCCUCUAACAGGUGUGAGCAACACUGCGUUUCUGGAUGGU